CAGGUCUCCACGUGCAUGUUGUCAGAUAAUGGCGGACGAAGUGGAAAUGUUUUUUUUCUGAAUGAGUGCAUUAAGAUUAUUUUGUUUUUUAUCGAUGAAUACAGAAAGCGAGAGGAACUACUAUGAUGUGUUAGGAGUAGAUUCAAGCUCAUCAAGUGAAGAAAUCAGAAAGGCCUACCAGAGGCUCGCCUUAAAGUUUCAUCCAGAUAAGUUGGAUGCAGCUCAAACAGAGAAAUCUCAAGCUGUCAAAGAGUUUCAUGCUAUCAGUGAAGCCUGGAAUGUACUCAGCAAUAGCGAGCUCAAGAGUAAAUAUGACAAGGGAAUCACAGAGAUAAAUUUGCAGCAGAAAUGGCCAGUUAAUGGGUCAGUUGAUCUGGAUGACAUGGAAGAGAAUGAUGAUGGCAGCUAUUCCAGUCCAUGUCGUUGUGGGGGCGAGUACGUCAUAACAAAUGCACACCUGCAAAGUGGGCAGAGCAUGGUCUGCUGCACGACCUGCACCCUAUCAAUAAGAGUUCUCUACGCUGUUGUAAGUGAGGAAGAAGACUCCUGACACUGGCAGUCAUAGGAAUAAUUUAGGCAAUGAAUAUAUUAUCUCCCUGCAAGCAAGUGAAUGCCAGCCAAGUGAAAUACAAAUAACAGAGGGGCCUCUUCUAGCAGGGAAAUACAUAUCAGUAUCCUGGGCAGAAUUAAAGUGCAAUACAUCUCAUGAAAAUGUUUAAAAUAUGGUAGAGGGCAAGCAUCAAUGAUUAAAAGAGUAGGUCUUGUCUCGUAAAUUCUCACUCACAAAAACUAUGCCACUCUAAGUGAUAGAAAUCAUGGAUUUAAAGUGGCAAAAAUGAGAAAUAAAUAUAGUGAAAUUAUGUGCCUCUCAAAUGUGUGAAAUUUUUAAGCUGUGAGAUUUUUUUUAUGUAGUAAGGUCUCAUUUCUUUGUGAACCAGCUAUUUCUAUGGGUCUUCAACUUACUUGAAACACGCCCUAGACCCACCUAUACUGUCCUGAGCGACUGUCACAGUGUUUCUUCUUCCAUGCAACUGCUACUUUUGACAGGUUAUAGAUAGGGGAUUAUUUAAUUAGCCAUUUAAUAAGUUAACAUAAAGAACUCCAACUGACAUGACAGAAAAACCUGGAAAAUAAGCAAUCCUAGAUAGAGAAAGAAGACACAAUUUCUUACAAUGGCCAUUUUCAAAACACAAAUAACAUGAUACCGAAAUGCACAUACCAAGAUUUCCAAAUUUCAAAUGACCAAAUUUCAAUGACACUUUUUUGCUACUACUCAUAGGUUCUUAGAGAAAUUUUAGAUGUGAAAUGAGCUUAUUUAAAGUGUCAUGUCAUGUUUUUCCAUCAUGGCACUCUAAUUAGCUAAAAAUAACAAUAGUGUGCAUAAAGAAUUCCAAGCCAUGGUAAUCUGGAACUUAUUUCUGAAAGUGCUGUGAAUGCAUUAUGUUAGUAUGAGAAAUACUCUAUGAAUAUAAAGUACUAGAAAGAUCCAAAAUGAUGUAUUAAAGUUAUGUUUUAUUAUUUAUUAAAAUUUACUCUUACACUCCA
Nematostella vectensis (starlet sea anemone) is the source of this 1545-nucleotide messenger RNA. Its product is annotated as DPH4 homolog. Gene Ontology annotation, biological process: positive regulation of ATP-dependent activity. The record is from RefSeq and is a predicted model, not a curated record. Gene Ontology annotation, molecular function: ferrous iron binding; ATPase activator activity. Bases 62 to 550 code for a protein of 162 amino acids. The transcript is spliced from 4 exons. NCBI's taxonomy places the organism in Eukaryota, Metazoa, Cnidaria, Anthozoa, Actiniaria, Edwardsiidae.